Micromonas commoda is the source of this 1263-nucleotide messenger RNA. RefSeq lists its product with no specific name. Gene Ontology annotation, cellular component: cytosol. The coding region runs from base 1 to 1263 and encodes 420 amino acids. Gene Ontology annotation, molecular function: mRNA binding. The record is from RefSeq and is a predicted model, not a curated record. Lineage: Eukaryota; Viridiplantae; Chlorophyta; Mamiellophyceae; Mamiellales; Mamiellaceae. The transcript has a single exon.
AUGGCCGACCACGGCGGCGAUUACCGCCGCGGCGGCGUGGAUGGCGCCGGUGACGCGUCCGCGAGGCCCGGUCUCCACGACCGUCGCGUCUACAUCGGCGGCAUACCCUACUCCAUCGACGGCAACGACAAGCUCGCCGAGCUCCUUCACCAGCGGGGCAUCCGAGACCACGAAAGCCUCAAGGUCCCGCUGAACCCCGAGGACGGGCGCCCGCGCGGGUUCGCGUUCGCGUCCUUCGCGUCCGCCGCGGCGGCGACGCGGUGCAUCGAGGCCCUCGACCAGACCACCGUGGAGGGGCGGCUCUUGUCGUGCAAACGAUCCUUCGUGCAGGAUGAGAGCAGCUACGUAACGCCGGGGAGCGCGGGGUACAUGCCGCCCGCGAUGGAGGUCAGAGGGGUGAACAAGGGGGAAUCGCAGUGGGACGUGCUGGCGAGGAUACAGGCGAGGUACGGCGUGGCGAUACCCGCGGUAGGAGGCGCCGGCCCGACGGGUCGCGGAGAUACCGCGGAGGCGUUCGCGAUCCCGCCCCCGCCGACCGCGCCGCCCCCGCCCCCGGACGCCCUCAACGCUCCGACGAUCCCACCGAGCUCGAUCGUGCUGCCCAAGAUCUCGUCGCUCGCCGCGGUGGUCGGUCGCGACGCGGCGAGGCGCGCGACCGCCGUCGUCCCGGGUCCCAUCGACGACGACGACGGCGACGACGGCGAGCGACCUCCGCCGCCGCCGCCGGGGGGUCCCCCGAUCCCUUCGGGCUCGACGACGACGCCGCCUCCCCCGCCGCCGCCGGGUUUAGGGUCCCAGGGUUUAGGACGAGGUCCCAAGGUACUCGGCACCCCCAAGGUGUUCGCCAACGACGAGCCGCCACGUGGCGAGACGAGAAAGGCGGGCGACGCGGCGUCGGAGCGAAGGCUUCGGCGGGAACGGAUGCGAAAGCUCCGCGCGUCCGGCGUCUUCGUCAUGGGCGACGGCGACGGGGACGACGGGGACGACGAGGACGGGAAGGACGGGGACGAAAAGUCGGCACCCGGGGACGGGGACGUCGUCGGCAGGGCAGAGCCGGCGAAGCGGGCGAGGGUCGUCGCCGAGGAGGUGCGAGGGGUGACGGGUCUCGACGGGGCGGCAUUCGCGCCGGGGACGGAGGCGUCGUCGUCGAUCGUCGUCGACGUCAAACGCGCGGAACUGGCGCCGAGCAAGGUGGAGGAGAUUCGCGCGAGGGCGGCGGCGGCGGCGGCCAAGGCGGCCGCCAGGGCCGUCGGCAUGUCUUAG